This is a messenger RNA of Leptopilina heterotoma, 1514 nucleotides long. RefSeq lists its product as uncharacterized. Lineage: Eukaryota; Metazoa; Arthropoda; Insecta; Hymenoptera; Figitidae. The record is from RefSeq and is a predicted model, not a curated record. Bases 458 to 727 code for a protein of 89 amino acids. The transcript is spliced from 7 exons.
ACCAUAAAGUAAUAAUAAUUAAUAUGUGUAACUUGUAUAAUUAUUUUUUUAUUAACAUUCACUAAAUUGUCCGGACUAAUUUUUGAUUGCUUCGGACUAAUUCCGGAUUCACUAGUUAAAAUUAACUGAUAUUAAUUUCAGACUUCAUCGGACCAACUCCGGAUUCACUAGUUGUUCACAAACCGUACAGAAUUCGGAUUUUUCCGGAUUAAUUUCGGGUGACAAAAAGAUAGUGCAGCAGCUACAGGUUCUAAUAAGGCAAAGAACGUAAAUAAGCGCCCCAGAGAAGGGGUGAGCCCGGAAAAGAGUCCUCAACAAGCGGCUCAGAGCGAAAAGAGGAUCAAGCGAAAGGAUGUUCCACAGCUUGAUUCUGAGUUGCUAGUUGGAACAAAAGAGGCGUCCUCAAGGAGUCCUAGCAAGACAUAUGCUGAGACCGUGUUGAAAGACGGAGCGGACGAUGAGGACGGCUUUAAGAUUGCUGGAAGGAGAAGGCAACGGGCUCCAAGGAAAAAGCCACCAGCAAUUAUCUAAAUUCAGAACUCUAGAAGAUGAAGAAUUGCAAAAUGCGUAUAAAAUGAACCACAGACUUUAUAGGAUGAUAAAUACAGCAACAAGCGGAGCAACUUGGUUGAAACCAAACAUCCUAAUAUAUGAUACAGUUGGUCAACGUAUAAUGUUCCUUGCCUUCUUCGUUGUGCAUUUCUUUGUACUUAAUUUUAUUAUUUAACGUUGUUGCUAGCUUUUCUUAUACGACGUUAAUUAUAAUUUUUUCCUUUGUAUAACUAUUGGUUUUUGAUUCUUUCAAAAACAUUGUUCUUUUGAGCAAUUCCACGGAAAGUGAUCUGAAAAAUUUUCUAUGAUUUUAGCGAUGAAUUAAUACUUUCCGGAUUUGUUCUUUCAAAUAAAUUAAAUACAAAUGUACAAGUUUUUUCAAAAUCUUUUCAAUUACCUCUUACUUAAAAUUUUGGUCGGUUUUUCAAAAAAUUUAUAUAACUUUUUUCCUUAACAAUAUUUACGUAUUUCUAUUUAAAAUACUAUAUUUAUUUAUUAUUUAGAAACAAUAAGAGACGCAAAUGAAAGAAAGAAAAUUUAAAAAAGUACAACUACCCUCAAGGACAGGAAGUAUUUCUUACUUUAUAGACAAUAACCAUAAAAAAAUUUCAAAUUAAUGACGCAGUUUUUUCAAAAUUUGAAUUAAAAAAAAUUUUUAAGUGAUUUUGUUAGGAGUAUUUUAAAAAAAUUAUCUUAAUCAGUUGACAAGGAAAAUAUUUGCUUACUUGUUUUGAAAAACAGACCAAAAUUUUGAAUAAAAGAUAAUUAAAAAAAUUUUGAAUAUUUUUAUUUCAUGCAUGUGAAGGAAAAAAUUCAGAAAGCAUUAUUGUUGUUGCUAAAAUCAUUGAAAAUUCUUUAGAUCAUUUCCUGCGGAAUUUUUCUUAUUUAAAGUUAAAUUUUUACUGUAAACUAAAGUUGCUGUCACUACAUUCUUUAAAUAAAUUAAUGUUAUUAAUAUGAAA